CAAUUUCAAUUUUGUAAAACCCUAGCCCCUACCUAUCCUUUGCUGAAUGAUAAACUGACAGGAAAAAUGAAAACUUCUUGUUAGAAUUUUGCUGUGAGAGAGAAGUUGUAAAUGAUAUAGAAGCAGAAAUAUCAAAUAUAAUUUUAAUCCCACCCAAGUAGCAAAAACGAUUCUCUCUGCACUCUUUCAGCUCUGAAUGGCGGACAAGCCAAGCAAAGUUAUGGUGUAGUACGGUGAUGUUGCCUCGUUUCGACACUCAUUACAUAGCCAUGUUCACCCUUUUGCAUCUAAAGCUUCCUGCGGCUUUUCUUGGUUCAUUUGUGGUUCAAAGUUUCAAUCUUUUUUAUCAGUCUCAUUUUGAAGACUGGUCUCUUAUGGCCAACCCAGAAGCUCACGAGACUGAUCAUAGAAGGAGGAAGGUUUUUGAGUUGAAAAAGGAGUUACAGAGACUUUUAAAGACCAUUCUUGAUGAAGAUGAUUAUGGCAUGCAAGUAACUGAUGAGGCCUUGAGGGUCUUGUCUUGUUUGAAAGAGUUUCACUUGAAGAAAUCUCAUUCUAGUAGUGCUGACUGCUUGGAUGUUCCAGAAGUGUUCAGGUCCUAUUUCUGGAGAUUUUGUGGGCUGACCCUGUUGCUUUGGCUAAUGGCCAGACUUUUGAUUGCCCUUGGAUCCAGAAGUGGCUAAAUGAAGGCAACCGAACAUGCCCUCAAAUCCAUAUAGUCGUCUCCCAUACAGUACUCAUUCCUACUCGCUUGGUGCAUGAAAUUAUUUCACAAUGGCGCCAGGAGCAUGGCGUUGAGCUGCCAAAAGCCAUUCAGGAUAUUGAUGAGGAUUUCGUUACUGAUGUUGACAGAAGCUAUUUUAAUUCAUUGCUUGAAAAGAUGUCCUCUUCUCUUUCCGAUCAAAAAGAAGCAGCAGGUUUUGUUUAGAAACAAGCCCAUUUAAUCCAGUAACAAGCCCAACAUUCCUUCUAUAAAUGCUCUUGUUUAUUCCCCCCGAUAUACACAUUGAUUUGAGUUGAAUUCUGUAAAAAGUUCACGUA
Pistacia vera is the source of this 1041-nucleotide messenger RNA. RefSeq lists its product as uncharacterized. The coding region runs from base 237 to 683 and encodes 148 amino acids. Lineage: Eukaryota; Viridiplantae; Streptophyta; Magnoliopsida; Sapindales; Anacardiaceae. The record is from RefSeq and is a predicted model, not a curated record. The transcript has 2 exons.